UUCAGGAUGCAAACUGCACUAGAGACACACUGGUCCAUGCUAUAAAUCAUUACUAAGCAACUUCAAUGAAAACAAACAAGAAUAUAACAUCACAAGUGGCGCCCAUUGUUUGAAGAUAAUGCCAACUUGCCCUACAAUGACUUAAUAAUCCCAAUAAUCAAAUAUCAAACAUCUUAGAAUCACUUGAAAACAGAGCAAUUUUGCACCUAAUCAUCAAACCGUACUUUAAAACACUGGGCCCCAUUCAAAUCUCACUCAGGUCUCUGAUUGGCCUUGCACGAACUUUUCCUGUAGCGAAACCAACAGCUGAUUCCCCCGUACCGCUCCGGUGUAGUUAUCCGCUUGUGGGUCCCACCCAUCACUGGUCCCGAAACAAAAGUCCACGUCACGUCUCAAGUGGAAGAGAGACCAAAGUUUGGACGUGAUAAAGAAACCAGCCAACCACAGCGCAAGAUCUUAUCCUGGGAACGCUGAGGUGGCAGACACGAUCUAAAGCCAAUCACUAACGAUCAAGAUCUUAAUCUGCCCAUUGGUUCGGCCUGCUUCCAGAGCCGUCCAUGCGUCAAGAUUCGUGUCCAUACGAGCCCAUCUGACCGCUUCUGUCGCCGCCUAAGACACGGAUCGGAACAAAUCCCACCGCUGCUGCGCCAGUCCAAACACCGCCGAACAUAUCCAACCAUUCAGAUAUCUCCACGUCAUCAAAAAUCACGUGGAGUGGUCGAACAGAGUGCCUGUACCCUGUGGCUGUGCUUGAAUGAGAGGUCUGAUAUAAAAAAUGGAAGCAAGGUUGGAAAAGCGAACCCGAAUCAGUCCACGUGGAUAUUUGGACAGACGAGAUUUGAGCAUCUAUUUGCACUUUCCCCCUCAAAUACUUUAAUAAAAAAAAAUAAUAAUAAAAGUACCACAAAUAUCCCCAAAAGCCCCCUCCCAUCGGAAUCCCAUUCCCGGAAAAAUAUCUUCUACCGCCACCGCCACCGCCACCAUCGCCACCACCACCUUCUUCUCCGAUCGAAACCCUAAUUCUUGGAUCGUUCUCGCUGUCGGUGUUCAAUGGGGGAAGAAGCUGAUCCUCUCGAUUGUGAUUUGCUGAUGGAUGGAUGUGAAGAUGGGGAUGGAAGGAGGGUUCUCGAAUGGGAGAUUGGGCUUCCCAGCGCCGACGAUCUCACACCGCUUUCUCAGACGCUGAUCACGCCGGAGCUCGCAUCGGCUUUCAGCAUCACGCCAGAGCCUUGCCGGACGAUACUCGACGUCAUACGGGCAUCUCAGAACACCGUCUCUAACCUCAAGCGUAACUCGGCGUCCUCAUCGUCCUCCACCUCGGCUCUCAAAUCCUUCCCCCCUUUUCCUUCUCCAGCUUCCGAUGAUCCGAUGGUCCUUGCGAGAGAUGAUGAUCCGGUGAAUCCGAAGGUCGACGACGGCGAAUCAGAACCAUCCCGGAAGGCACGGAGACAGGACUCUGCCGUGAUGGAGGAUGGGGAUUCUUCUGCUCUCCGGCAGGAGAAUUCCACCGAUGAUCACUCGGCCCGAACUCUCAAGAGGCCACGGCUCGUUUGGACCCCUCAGCUCCACAAGAGGUUUGUCGAUGUGGUCGCCCAUCUGGGCAUCAAAAACGCGGUGCCGAAGACGAUCAUGCAGCUGAUGAACGUGGAGGGGCUCACGAGAGAGAACGUCGCCAGCCAUCUUCAAAAGUAUAGGCUGUACCUAAAGCGAAUGCAAGGGCUUUCAAACGAGGGUCCAUCCUCUUCCGACCAUCUGUUCGCAUCCACGCCAGUCCCACAGAGCUUGCGCGAGCAGCAGCCGAUGCCAGUGCCGAUGCCAUACACCAUGCCCUCAAUGUUCCCCAUGCCAGUUUAUGGAAUGUCGCAUCAUCAGGGACAUAGCCCUGUGGCAAUGGUACCUGUCAACAAUCACCAUGGAGCUGGAGCUGGAGCUGGAGCUGGAGCUGGAGCUACCAUGGAUUUGAGACUCUCCAUCAUCAUCCCUACGGAGCUGCUUUCACUGAGAGGACCAGGGAUUGCUCCUGAGGUAACUAGUUAGGUUCAUUGUUUCAUAUAUCCUCAUGCUACCACUAAUGAUGAUGAUGAUGAUGAUGAUAAAUAAAAGAUUGAAGUUUUUGCUCACUGUUUCAUGCAAAGAUGACCUUUUUUUUGGAUUGUUUGUGUGGAAUGAUCAUACUCAAUGCUGAAUUUCUUGAGAUUGUUCUCUGUUGCAUGUUGCAGUGAUUUAUCUAU
Molecule: messenger RNA, 2231 nt
Organism: Dioscorea cayenensis subsp. rotundata (Guinea yam)
Lineage: Eukaryota; Viridiplantae; Streptophyta; Magnoliopsida; Dioscoreales; Dioscoreaceae
Product: transcription factor PCL1-like
Exons: 1
Coding region: 1051-2037 (328 amino acids)
Biological process (GO): regulation of DNA-templated transcription
Cellular component (GO): nucleus
Molecular function (GO): DNA binding; DNA-binding transcription factor activity
Source: RefSeq, a predicted model, not a curated record